Messenger RNA from Colletotrichum lupini, 606 nucleotides. RefSeq lists its product as uncharacterized. Lineage: Eukaryota; Fungi; Ascomycota; Sordariomycetes; Glomerellales; Glomerellaceae. The record is from RefSeq and is a predicted model, not a curated record. The coding region runs from base 1 to 606 and encodes 201 amino acids. The transcript has 2 exons.
AUGAGCAGUCAUAGAUCUACAGACUCUGGUCGCAAGUCAUCAAGAAAGACCACGACGGUGUCGACUCCAUCGCCGUAUAGCCCAGGCCAACCCUACGUUACCACUCAGUAUAACGGUUGGCCGGCGACCGCGCCGGUAUCUAGACAAGCGGGCGGCGGGCAACAAUACACUCAUCAGCCCUCGUCCUCGACCUCAACGCCGUACCCCGUCUACACCGAUAACUCGAGUCAGCCUUCGUGGAAUAGUUCAACAGGGAGCCAAGGUGGAAUUCAGUACGGCGAUCCCGUCAGAGACGCAGACGUGGCUUAUAGUCGUCAACAAAGUGCUGAAUACGCUCAAGGUCAUCCGGGCACCACGCAGUCCCCUUCAGGGUAUCGGAUCGACCACCAAGCGGAGCUCGCCAAAUUUGACCAGAGCUACCAAGGUCAAUCAUUGACAGGAACCAAGCCGUAUUAUUCUACGUCCACAUACGCUCCCACCCUUGAUCUCGACUUCCCUCCAAGCCAAAGUCAAAGCCAAAGCCAAAGCAGAAGGGACGACAGACGCGGGGGCUCAUCGGUCUCUGGAAGCAAGCAUCAUUCCUCUUCGUCUCGUCGUCAUAAAUAG